Rotaria sp. Silwood1 is the source of this 2055-nucleotide messenger RNA. The record is from the annotation of a GenBank genome assembly. Lineage: Eukaryota; Metazoa; Rotifera; Eurotatoria; Philodinida; Philodinidae.
AUGGAAGAACUUGGCACUCAUCUUGCAAGUCGUAUGCUUGCUGCAGGUUUUACAUAUAUCAUUAAUGAAGGUAUCGCUCGUUGCAGUGACUGUGGUCUAGAAGUUUCUCAUUGGAAAGAGGAUAUGGAUCCAUUUGCUGUUCAUUCAGAACGAAAUCCUGAUUGUCCAUUCAUUCGUUCUAUGAAUUUUUCUUCAUCAAGAACUGUUCGUCGACGAUCGACAUUAUCAAAUGAACAAGAAAAUUUUUCUAAGCGUCAAAAAAUUGAUUUAGAAUCUCUGUCAAAUAUUGCAUUUGAAACUAAUUUAGUUCAACAAGUGCGAAGACGUACCUUUUCUCAUUGGCCACAUUCUACUAUUCCAUCAAGUGUACAAAUGAUUGAAGCUGGAUUUUUUCACUGUAAUAUUAACGAUCGAGUAAUAUGCAUUUAUUGUAAUCUUAUUUGUGAACAAUGGAUACCACACACAGAUGAUCCAUAUGAAAUACAUAAAGCACUUUCACCUGCUUGUAUGUAUGUCAAAUCUAAAUUGAUACGCCCUGUAGAUUCAUCUAUUAUUAUUGUCAAUAAAAGUUUAACGGGAACUACAUCAGGCAAUCAUUCACCAACAUCAAUUAAUUAUAGUCUAUUACGAUCUAAUGAUAUUAUGUUUACAGCUUCAUGUAAUCCUGCUUAUUCAGAAAUACCAAAACGCCAUGCAUCAUUCGUCACAUGGCCAAAUGAAAAUUUACCAUUAGUCGAUGAUUUAGUUCGAGCAGGAUUUUUUUAUACAGGUACAAAUAACAUUGUUACUUGCUUUUAUUGUAACGGAUCAUUACAAAACUGGAGUUCAAAUGAUAAUCCAAUGAUUGAACAUGCUCGUUGGUUUCCACAUUGUUCAUAUGCUAAACAAAUAUGUGGUAGUGAUUUAUAUUGUAAAAUUCAAGAAUCUAAACUAGUAAAACAAGAACAUGCCGGAAUCAAUGAACUACAAGAAAACACAGAUUCUCCUAACUUGUCAAAUACUAAUGUAACUUCAUAUAGCCAACAAUUAUUGAUACCCAAUGAAAGUAUAUUAUCCAGGUUUGUUACUGCUCGAUUAGAUUUACCCAUGUCACAGGAUUUGUUGAAUCAAAAUUUCAAAAUAUUUAUUAUUAAACAAUGUUGGGAAGAUCAAUUAAGAAUAAAACACGAGGAUUUUGUAUCUAAGUAUGAUUUGUUUAUUGCUUGUGUAAUUCUUCAAAAACAAAUUGAACAUAUUAAUGGUGGAAAAGAGAAUAUCGUCAUACCGAGCAUAAAAAUGCAACAAAUCAAAACACAAACAGAAAAAACCGUUGAUGUGGUCGAUUUUACAGAAGAUAUUGAAAAAACAAUUGAACGUGAGCAAUCAUUCAAUCGUUGGCCUCAUUCGUCACCAUCUCGACUCAACAUGAUGGCUGCUGGUUGGCGUUUGGAUAGAACAAAAGCGAGAGAUUACACUAAUUGUUUAUACUGUGGCGUAGAACAUAAUAAUUGGAACUAUGAUGAUAAUCCUAGGAAUAUUCAUCAGCAAUUAUCGCAAAAUUGUUCUUUUCUUUGUUCAUCACAUCCAAUGCAAUUAAGUUCGGUCUCCAUCAAACCUUUACAUGAAGUAUUUACAAGAGAAAAAAUAGCUAAUGACAUAGUUCAACCAACUUCAUCGUUUAUAUUGCAUUCUAAAUCACCUUAUAGUCGUCCACCAGAUCGAGAAGCAUCAUUUAUUAAUUUUCCUAGUGGAUGCCCAACAAAUAUUGAAGCAUUAGUGAAAUCUGGUUUUUAUUAUUUGCAAACAAGUACUUGGCUUCGAUGCUAUCAUUGCCGAGGUCUAGUUAAUGAUUUUCAUCAGUAUUCAUCGAAUGAGAUUAAUAUUAAACAUCGCCAUCGAUUUCCUAAUUGUCGUUUUGCUCAAUUGCUAUCUGAAGAAAAUGAAACAAGAUCUGCAACUAAUGGUGAAGAAACAUAUUUAUUCAAAUGUGAUGAAUAUUUAUCAUUAAUAAGUUUACGUAAAGAAGAUGUUCAAAGACCAAGUUUUAGUUAUGUUCAAGAUUUUAAUGAUGAAUAG